AGAAAUAGUUUUACUUGUAACCCAUCUCGCUACCGAUCCCCCCCAUCCCCUCCUCUUCCUGGCUUCCCCUCUGUGUCAGAAUAAUCCCUACCUUAUUUCCCUCACUUAUUAUUAUCAUUAUUAUUAUUAUUUUAUUUUCUUUCUAAUUCCUCUCAAUUUUUUCAAAUCGAUCACGGGAGCGACACCCCCCGCCAGAAAAACUCCUCCCUCUCCCCAGAUCUGAUGGCUUUUCACGUCGCUUGCCCCAUUACUUGCCGGAGGAUUUGCUAUUGCGAGCUCGGAUUCCCGGCGGAGCUGCGGAGCGAGAAGGCAAGGGUUGAGUUCUUGGAGGAGGUCGAGGCGCUCGAGGAGUUCCUGCGGGAUCCGUGGACAGUGAGGGCGGAUGGGGGCUCCGCCGUGGCCACCGUCCAGGUGCUGGUCCCCCAGGUGGUGCCCCAGCCGGCCCCACCGCCGGGAGCGGAGGAUGGGGGAGGCGGCGGCCGGGGGGAGGCCAAGCGUGCGGCGAUGCAGCGGCAGGCGGUGGCCGCGUCGCUGGCGGCCGAGGAUUAUGUCCGGAGAUUAGAGGGUGGGGGUGCUGCGGAGGCACCAGGAGAGGUAGCUAGUCAUCUUGCUAUAGAAGAUCAAAACUUUUCCACUGUCAAGGUUAUGUGCAGAAUAUGCUUUUCAGGAGAAAAUGACAGCAGUGUAGGAGCUAUGAAGAUGCUCUCAUGCAAAAUCUGCAGCAAGAAAUACCAUAGGAGCUGCUUGAAACGUUGGGCUGAACAUAGAGAUCUUUUUCAUUGGAGUUCAUGGGCUUGCCCGUCUUGCCGCAUUUGUGAGGUUUGUCGAAGAACAGGUGAUCCCAAUAAGUUAAUGUUUUGUAAAAGGUGUGAUGGUGCUUACCAUUGCUAUUGUCAGCAGCCUCCACAUAAGAAUGUUAGUCAUGGACCAUACUUGUGUCCAAAACAUACAAGGUGUCACAGCUGUGGGUCCACUGUCCCUGGAAGUGGUCUUAGCACAAGGUGGUUUUUAGGGUAUACCUGCUGUGAUGCUUGCGGAAGAUUAUUUGUGAAAGGAAACUAUUGUCCAGUUUGCUUAAAGGUUUAUAGAGAUUCUGAAAUGAUACCAAUGGUUUGCUGUGAUGUUUGUGAGAGAUGGGUGCAUUGUGUAUGCGAUGGUAUUAGUGAUGAAAAAUAUCAGCAGUUCCAAGCAGAUCAGAAUCUGUACUAUAAAUGUGCUGCAUGCCGUGGCAACUGCUACCAGGUUAAGGAUAUAGAUGAUGCUGUCCGGGAACUUUGGAGGAGGAGAGACAUAGUUGACUGUGAUCAAAUUGCAAGCUUGAGGGCUGCUGCUGGAUUGCCAUCUCAAGAAGAAAUAUUGUCCCUGUCUCCCUAUUCAUAUGAUGAAAACGCUGGUCCAGUCAUACUAAAAGAUGAUAGUGGGAGGACCCUUAAGUUCUCUGUUAAAGGUAUCAGUGACAAACCGUUGAAGAAUUUUAAAGAACAUGGAAAGAGCAUUUCCAAGAAUUCAACAUUGAAUAAGAAGUAUGUAAAGAAGAAAGGAUAUCAAUUAAAUUUUGUUGGUAAACCAGAAGAAACAUAUCAAAAUAUUGAAAGGCAGCAUGAGGCAAGAUCAUUUGAUCGUACUUUCAGAGAUCAAAAGAUUGAUGACAUGAAUUCAUUAAGAACUAAUGGGCCAGAAAUCAUUUCAUCUUCCAUGACCAGAAGUACUGUUGAUAAUGGUAUGAAAUUCUGUGAUAAUCAAAUGGGUACUCAUAACAACAGCUUUACCAAUGAAGUUGCGGUGCACGAUGCUGAUACAGAACCCAAAGUAAAAAUUAAGGGUGGAAAAUUGCAAAGUUUGCAUUUCAAAGAAUGUGGCAUUAAAAAUGUGAGCAAAAGUGAGAGUGUGAGAGGUACCAAGUUAGUUAUUCAUAUUGGUUCAAGAAAUAGAAAUGUGUCUGGAUCUCCGAGAUCUGAAACUUCCAGCUGCCAUAGAGAUCAAGAUCUAGCUUCCUUCAAUGGCGGUGAGGAUACCAGCCAGCAGAGAACAAAAGAUAAUGAGAAUCAUAUGCUUGAUGAUCAUGGUGGAACUGUCAGAUCUGAUGGUGGAAAAGGAGCUAAACUUGAUAAUUUAUGCUUCACAAGAAGCUCAAAGCAUGGAUUCAAAGAAAAAAAUGUUAUAAAGCUUCGAAAAGUUUAUGAAAGGCAAGGAAAAAAUAACAGUGGCAUUGGCGAAGCUUGUGAACUUACUACGGCAUCCAGAAGCCCUCUUGUAGUAGGAAAAAGGAACACAGAAGAAGGCCCUGCAGCAGAGACUCUGGCACUAACAAAUGAUGUGGUUCUACAAAAGAAGCAACCUGCAGAUACACCUGUUAAUUCCUUCACUCACCCAAAGCCAUUGCUGAAGUUGAAGUUCAAGAAUCCAUCUUUUGAACAGCGGAGCUCUUGGGCCCCACAGGGAGAGGAAGUGAACUCUGUCAAAGGGCAGAGAUCAAAAAGAAAGAGAUCUUCAGCAGAAAAGGUCAGUGUAGAAGAUGAUGAGAACUAUCGACAGCUGCAUCGGGAGAAUCCAAUGGAUGAAGCCAUGGACGCAAAUUGGAUAUUGCAGAAGCUAGGCAAGGAUGCAAUUGGAAAGAGAGUUGAAGUUCAUCAAUCAUCCGACAAUUCGUGUUCUGGUUUGCUAACUGAUUUGUGCUGAUAAGAUUGCAACAACACUGAUAUCUCUCAAAGGGUUAACAUGCUUUAUUGAUCCUAAAGUAUUGUUUCUCUGCAUCAAGGCUUCAGUUAGCUUUUAAAUAUUUUACUUGCUCGAUGAAUAUUAUAAGUGAACAUUCCAGUUCUGUAAUAUUAAUCUUGCCGAAUGAUGAUCAUCCUCCUGUUCCAGCCAAUAUUAACAUUCAAUGAAGGGUUCUGUAGACUGAAAAGAUGCUCAACUUGUAGAGACGACAUUGAUGUCUGAUAAAUCUUGUGUAGGCAUCAAGGAGUGGUUUCAGAUAUCAACCGAGGCACGUCAUCUUUGUCAAUCUGUUUUGAUGAUGGAAGAUCUAAAACCUUGUUGCUUGGAAGGCAGGGGAUUCGUCUCAUUUCUCAAAAGCAAAAAAAGACCAAAACGUGAAAAUUUACCUGGUGAUUGAUGCAUUGUUGUGGGAGAAAAUUCAACUUGCCAGGUAUGGAAACAUUGGAAAAUUGGAGCUAUUCAUGUUUAAUUCUCUCUGGUGCAGCUGUUCAUGUAGGGGUUGAUCCGUCUUGAUAUAGUUGAAUAUUGAGAACCACCAACUUGUGCUGAAAAGUCUUAAGUACCAAGCGGCUCCCAGUUGUUGUAAUCAUUAAUUGUAUCAUCUGUUCUUUUCAUUUUUCAAGAAUCAAUGGUCUUUUUAUUAGUCUGUCAGGGAUGCCUCUGAACUUCCAUAAAUAGCAACAUGUUGGAACUUAAUAGUUCCAUCACCUUGUAAUUCUCACGAAGGGAAAGCCCUUAUCAGCCCCUUACUAGUUUUCCUGAGGUUUAUUGUAAUAUACGCAGACAUUGCUGGAGUUGCAAAUGAGGAUGCAUUUUAUGGACAGCUCCUUAUUUAAGCAGGGAAGGGAAAUGGGGCAUAAUUUAGAAGGUGGCGUUGUGUAAUUCUAAUACAGUGGUGAAUGAUGAACAGAAAUCAAUAGUAUACUUUUUCUGCUAGAUAAAGUUGUCACUUAUGAUCA
Phoenix dactylifera (date palm) is the source of this 3677-nucleotide messenger RNA. RefSeq lists its product as uncharacterized. The record is from RefSeq and is a predicted model, not a curated record. Lineage: Eukaryota; Viridiplantae; Streptophyta; Magnoliopsida; Arecales; Arecaceae.